This is a messenger RNA of Aspergillus novofumigatus IBT 16806, 1548 nucleotides long. RefSeq names its product alpha/beta fold hydrolase. The record is from RefSeq and is a predicted model, not a curated record. Gene Ontology annotation, molecular function: hydrolase activity. The transcript has 2 exons. Lineage: Eukaryota; Fungi; Ascomycota; Eurotiomycetes; Eurotiales; Aspergillaceae. Bases 95 to 1183 code for a protein of 362 amino acids.
AUCCGAAUGCACAAAGCUCGUGCUAACUAUUGCAUGGUAGAUAGAUGAUCCAUCUCUCCAUCAACAUCCAAAGCAAAGUGAUACACAAAACAUAAUGGCUUCCCUCCCCCUUCCCCCAAAUGUCUCCAGUCGAUCCGUCUCCACCUCCGCCCUCAACUUCCACAUCCUCGAGGCCGGCUACUCUCCCGACCGCAACCGUCCUCUAAUCCUGCUUCUCCAUGGCUUCCCCGAACUGGCUUUCUCAUGGCACCUGUCCACCUUCUCACUCACCUCGCUAGCACGAGACAUGGUGAUUCUCGUCCACGCACUGGGGUACCGCUCCGUGCGCUGCGUCGUGGGCCACGACUGCGGCGCCGUAUCCGCCGCCAUGUGCGCAUUGAUCCGGCCAGAUUUCUUCGAAAGCGUGCUCCUGCUGAGCCACCCGUUCAACGGCACGCCGUCACUACCAUUCAACACCGCCAACAGCCAUGAUCAUGACCAUGACCACGGAACCCCAGGAAGCCGCAGCGGCAUGGAAUCCGCCGCCAGCAACAGCAUCCACGCCGAGCUGGCCCACCGCAACCGCAAACACUACAAAUGGUACUACUCCACCGCCGCUGCAAGCAACGAGAUGAGCCUGCCCCCGGGCCGUCUCCACGAGUUCCUGCGCGGAUACUUUCACCUCAAGAGCGGCUCGUGCGCGCGCAACGACCCACGUCCAUUAAAGUCCUGGACAGCAGAUGAACUAAUCCAACUACCGUUCUACUAUAUCAUGCCGCUGGACGCUACCAUGCCCGAAGCCAUCGCGCUGGACAUGAAAAACGAGCCGCAGAACGCUCAGCAGCUUUCGCAGGUCUGGCUGCCGGAUUCCGAUCUGGAAGUUUAUGUGGCGGAGUAUGGGCGGACGGGGUUCCAGGGCGGGUUGAACUGGUAUCGAGUGCGGACGGCGGCGGAUGGUCAGUUCAUGCAGGAUUUCGACACGUUCGCGGGGAAGAAGAUUGAGGUGCCUUGUGCUUUUGUGUCGGGGAAGAUGGACUGGGGAAUCUACCAGGAACCAGAGGCGUUGGAGAAGAUGGUGAAUGGGGAGGUGUGCAGCGAUUUUAGGUUCCUGAGGUUGAUUGAAGGGGUUGGGCAUUGGGCGCCCCAAGAGAGUCCCGACGAGGUCGCCAAUGUGAUUCUGCGCCUGGUGCGUAGUCUCGGAUGAACCCGUUAUGAACUUGUAAAUUUGCGUUUGGGCAGAUCGUAUAUGGUAUUAGGUCAAUUGGCGUCUGAAGCUAUAUCUUGACUUUUGAUCAAAAGUAUCUGCCCCGGUCGAGGGGAUCGUAACCUAUAACGCCUGUAGAAUAAGAAUGCGUGGCUCACAAGGAAAGUGUGGGGUGUCAUAAGACAAGAAAGUCUCGCAAAGUUCAUAAAGUAGUAUACUCAAAACUGGGUAUGUGAUGCAACAAACGAGCCACAAAAGCCAAAGUCAAACAAGUAUUUACAUCAUCGCCCAACUGAGCAAUGCUACCAUGUAAACAGGUAGCACGUUCAUCAGCGACGGCUUGGGCGCUGCCGCUGAUGUGAGCG